Alexandromys fortis (reed vole) is the source of this 3201-nucleotide messenger RNA. It is a transcript of the gene Fpgs, whose product is annotated as folylpolyglutamate synthase. NCBI's taxonomy places the organism in Eukaryota, Metazoa, Chordata, Mammalia, Rodentia, Cricetidae. Gene Ontology annotation, biological process: tetrahydrofolylpolyglutamate biosynthetic process. Gene Ontology annotation, cellular component: cytosol; cytoplasm; mitochondrion. The record is from RefSeq and is a predicted model, not a curated record. Gene Ontology annotation, molecular function: ATP binding; tetrahydrofolylpolyglutamate synthase activity. The transcript is spliced from 15 exons. Bases 1109 to 2737 code for a protein of 542 amino acids.
ACGGUCGCGUACUGACACGUGGGCUAGACCCGAGCCGCGUUCCGCGCUCCGUCAGCUGCUGGGGGCAUCCGAGCUUGAAGUUGCGGGGUUCGGGAGGCGGUGACAUCCCGGAGUCCAGGGGAGGUGACGGGAACCAGAAAGUUAGGCUCAGGUGGCCGGAUCUGGGAAUUUUGUGUCGCGCAUUACAGAGGGAAGGGGCGCUGGUGAUUAUUACACCGGGACUCCCAGAGUCUAAAUUGAGUUUUAGAAGUUCCAGUGACCCCAGAGUCUGCACUGGCAGUGCGAGAUGCGGGGGAAGGGAGGAGUUCUGCAGUCCAGAGUGGAAAUACCCAGGAGGAUCUGGAAUUGAAGUCUCCAUGACUCGAAGACUAGGAAUCCAAGUGUUCAGAACUGGCUGGCAGACAGGCAGGAAAAGAGACAAUACAGAGACCCAAGAGGCGGAAAACAGAAAAUGUCUGUAGAUUGCUGUGCCAAGGGUCAAUUGUCAAUGACCAGAACUUGAUGUUAGCCAGGCAGGUGCCACCGGUUUGAGAGCGCUGAGGCUUCCAGCCAAGCGGUGAGGCUAAGAGAGCAGGCCACUCGGGUCUGAUGCCUGAGGGGACCUACCUAAGCACAGGCUUCUCAGAAUGUAGAUGUUAUUGGAAUAUACACAUGACUGGAUUCAAAUCUCCAUACUGCUCAUUUAGACCUCCCCAGUUAUUUUCUGUUCCCACUCCCAUCCUCCAAAGCCAUCUCCCCAGAGGCUAUACCCACCUCCAGUUCUGCCUGAUGACCUGGGCACAUCUUCCCUCCCUUGGUACCUCCUCUUUCAGAUCUAAUUGCUUUCCUCAUCUUGUCUCGGGGUUAGAAGGUCCAGAGUCUCACGGAAUUCCAGAAUUCCAAGUCUCUAGAUGUCCGUGGUCCUUGCUCCAGCCCGAUGGAUGUCCAGUGUAGUUGUAGAAUGAAUAAGGGCAGAGGUCCAGGGGUUAUGAGAGUGAAGGCUGAGGGGGAUAGAGGCUUGGGAAGGCAGCCCAGGAAAUGAAGGUCCGUUAAUCUUGCCAGCUUUACCUGACACUCCUUGGGUGGGGCCAGCCUGCCCCAGGCUCCUGCCUUUGCCAGAACUGGAAACAUGCCCAGGUUCUCUCCCUACCAAGAUGCUGUGCGCAUGCUCAACACUCUGCAGACCAAUGCCAGCUACCUGGAGCAGGUAAAGCGUCAACGGGGUGACCCUCAGGCGCAGCUGGAAGCCAUGGAGGUGUACCUGGCGCGGAGUGGGCUGCAGGUGGAGGACUUGAACCAACUAAACAUUAUCCACGUCACGGGGACCAAAGGAAAGGGCUCCACCUGUGCCUUCGCUGAACGCAUCCUGCGGAAUUACGGCCUGAAGACAGGCUUCUUUAGCUCUCCCCACCUGGUGCAGGUGCGUGAACGGAUCCGCAUCAAUGGGAAGCCCAUCAGUCCUGAGCUCUUUACCAAGCACUUCUGGCGUCUCUACCACCAGCUGGAGGAAUUCAAGGAUGACAGUCACAUUUCCAUGCCUGCUUACUUCCGCUUCCUCACGCUCAUGGCCUUCCAUGUCUUUCUCCAAGAGAAGGUGGACCUGGCCGUGGUGGAAGUGGGCAUUGGUGGGGCUUAUGACUGUACCAACAUCAUCAGAAAGCCAGUGGUGUGUGGAGUAUCCUCGCUUGGCAUUGACCACACCAGCCUGCUAGGAGACACAGUGGAGAAGAUAGCAUGGCAGAAAGGGGGCAUCUUUAAGCCUGGUGUCCCUGCCUUCACUGUGCUGCAACCAGAAGGUCCCCUGGCCGUGCUGAGGGAUCGAGCCCAGCAAACGUCAUGUCCUCUGUACCUGUGUCCACCAUUAGAAGCCCUGGAAGAGGGUGGGCUGCCACUGACCCUCGGCCUGGAGGGAGAUCACCAGCGGUCCAAUGCAGCGUUGGCCUUGCAGCUGGCCCACUGUUGGCUGGAGCAGCAGGGCCACCAGGAUAUCCAGGAACUGAAGGUGUCCAGGCCAAGCAUACGGUGGCAGCUGCCUCUGGCACCCGUGUUCCAUCCCACCUCCCACAUGCGACAUGGGCUUCGGGACACGGAGUGGCCUGGCCGGACACAGGUGUUGCGGCGGGGGCCUGUCACCUGGUACCUGGAUGGCGCACAUACCGCCAGCAGUGUGCAGGCCUGCGUGCGGUGGUAUUGCCAGUCAUUGCAGCGCAACAAACGCCCCAGUGGUGGGUCCCAAGUGCACGUCUUGCUCUUCAACUCCACUGGUGACAGGGACCCUGCUGCCCUGCUGAAGUUUCUGCAGCCCUGCCAGUUUGACUACGCUGUCUUCUGCCCCAACCUGACAGAAGUCUCUUCCACAGAAAAUGCAGACCAGCAGAACUUCACGGUGACUCUGGAUCAGGUGCUGCUCCGCUGCCUCCAACACCAGCAACAUUGGAGCUGCCUAGGCGAGAAACAAGCCGGCCCCGACCUCUGGAGCAGCCCCGGCCCUGAGCCUGGGGGACGGCACCCGCCUCACUCGGCUAGCACAAACUCCCUCGUUUUUAGCUGUAUCUCCCAUGCCUUGCAGUGGAUCAGCCAAGGCCGGGAUCCCAUCUUUCAACCCUCGAGCCCUCCAAGGAGCCUCCUCAGCCACCCCACGGCCAGCAGUGGGGCAAGCAUUCUCCGGGAGGCUGCUGCCAUCCAUGUACUGGUUACAGGAAGCCUGCAUCUGGUGGGGGGAGUCCUAAAGCUGCUAGAGCCCUCGCUGUCCCAGUAGCCAAGGUGUGGGUGCAGAGAUGGGGUCUCGCCACACCUGCCUGUCUCUCCACAGACUGCCACACUCGGUGCCUUUUGAUUUCCGCUUUCAGAUUCCUUCGAGACUGGCCCAGGGUAGAGUAUUGGGAUGGGAGAGGCCUACACCUUGGCCUCACCUUCCUUUAGCAUAGACAGCAGCGGAGCGUCCCAGAGUCCCCACUGCAGCAGGCUUCCAGCCCAUCUCAUCUCCCUGCCUACCCGCUGCCUCCGGCCUCAGGCCUGGCUUUAGUGCAGGUGCCUGACCAGCCUGAGGACCUUCUGAGGGUAGGCCAGAGGGUAGGUUCCUCCUCCCUUCCCCUACCGGUACCUCUGGGAAGAGCAAGGGCCCUUGCUUGGGCAUUUGGGGACUAUGGGUUGCUAGAACUAAUUAAAGCUUUAAAUCCUUUUUUUAAUUUUUUGUAAAUAAAUGACAAACUUUUGAUUGAC